This is a messenger RNA of Cladocopium goreaui, 2813 nucleotides long. The record is from the annotation of a GenBank genome assembly. NCBI's taxonomy places the organism in Eukaryota, Dinophyceae, Suessiales, Symbiodiniaceae.
AUGACCGCCAUGACGUGCCGUCGGGACCAUCGGGAUGGCAGAUUCAGAACACGCCUCCGUGUUGGUCGACUGCUUCUGCUGGCUUUCAUCGCUUUCAUGGUCAGACUGGUCGCUUUUGCCUUCAGUCAGACUUUCACAGCAUUUGUGCCUUCAAAAUUCAAAGUCGCGCCGCCUGACGCGAAGCACGCGAAGCGUUCUUUGAGGGCAACGCUUUCAGAGGCGGUCGUAGAUGAAACAGGUUUCGAAACGGAGCAGCCGGUGUUGAAGUCACAAGGACCCCCUAGUGGUCCAGGCGAUGUGAAGAAAGUGAACAUCGACCGUCUUGGUGAGAGGAUUCUGGCAGACUACAGCAUAGGUACUGCUCAGACCUUGCCCCUCCGUGGGGUUUUGGGCGGCAGUGUCUAUGCCAGAUCCUUGCGGAAGCAGCUGAUCAGUUGCUCCAAGGACGCUCGGAGUGUCAUCAUCUUUGGUGAACCAGGAACCAAGAAGGACAUGUUGGCCUUUCUCAUCCACUUUCACCGGCGAAAGGGUCAGUUGCUCUUCGUGGACUCUGGCACGGUGUCCAGCCUCGGGGUCCGGAUCUUCGGGCGGCCGAAGGUCGAUGGACUGUUGGAUUUGGACAAGGAAGGGACGCUGAUCUUCAACAACGUCCACCGACUGAAUAAGCAGCUCCUGCCAGCCUUGGUGGAAUUGGCCCAGAACGGCACCUAUUGGUCCAGGAAGUUUCAGGAGACCCGAAAGAGCAAGUUGAAGAUCAUCUUGAUUGCAGAGGACCAGUUUGAGGAGCUGAGCUCCAUCAAGGCGGCUGUCCGGAUCAAGGUCCCUGCUCUCCGCGUGCGACGGGCGGACAUCGAAAGCAUGGUGAAAUACCAGCUGAGAAUCCUGAGCCGCACCUAUGGCAAGCAAGUGCCACGAGUGGAGCCUGAGGCCUUGAAACGCUUGCAAGCCUACGAUUAUCCCAACAACGUACAAGAGCUGUUUUCCCUGAUUGACAAUGCGUGGGCCCACCUGUCGGACGGGAGCAGCUUAACCGCCGAAAUGCUCUGGACUGCGCAAAGCCCUAGCAAGUUGGACACGUUCAAGGUAAACCUCCUGGACGCCUAUCCGGGCCUGCGGAAGUUUCUGCAGUCCAACUGGCUGGAGAGGUUGAAUCACGGCUUCACCAAAUACGUCUUUGCAGCGCUGGUCAUUCUUCUUUUCAUAAGUCCACAGAGCAGAGAUGCCAACUUUGGGCUCAACAUCUUCUGGGCCUGGUGGUGGCCAGGCAUCCUGUUGACCUACCCAGUGCUGGGGCGCUUUUGGUGCGCAGUUUGCCCUUUCAUGAUCUACGGAGAGAUCGUGCAGCGUUGGCGUAUAGCUGACGGUGCUGUGAUGCAGAAGUGGCCUCAAUCGGUGGAAAAAUAUGGCGCUUGGUUUUUGUACGUACUAUUCUUCGGCAUCCUCAUGUGGGAGGAGCUAUGGGUGCUGGAGGAUACGGCCUACUUGUCCUCUUGCUUGCUGCUGUUGAUCACUCUUGGUGCGAUGGUUGGAUCCUGGUUCUUCGAACGUCGCAUUUGGUGCCGCCACCUGUGUCCCAUUGGUGGCAUGAACGGCCUCUAUGCCAAGUUGGCCGUGACGGAACUCCGUGCUCAGAAUGGUCAAUGCAAGGCGGUCUGCAACACCUUCCACUGCUAUAAGGGUGGACCAGCUGAAGGUGAAGGACAAGAGACGGAUGGGUGUCCACUCUAUUCUCAUCCCGCCAAUCUGAAAGACAACAAGAACUGCGUGCUUUGCUUCACAUGCCUCCGAGCCUGUCCCCAUCGUAAUGUGCAGUUGAACCUCCGUGCGCCUGGCGUAGACUUCGGCUUUCCGUUUCUCUUUCCGAUUCCAGGCACGAAGACAGCCGCGCAACAUGAUCCAAGUUUUCCAGAGCUCGCGUUGCUCUUCCUCCUUUUGGGAGCUGUGUUUUGUCACCACUUAGAGGAUAUGGUUCUCCAGUUCGGACAGUCGCCAAACGUCUUGGCAAACUUCGAAAGCCACGCCUUGAUCGCCUGCCUGGCUCUGCUCUUUCCGGGAGUGUUGGUGUAUGCAGCAGAUCGACUGAUGAGACAGUUAUGCACCAUAUUCACACAGGAUCGUAUACCUCCCAACGACUUCUUGCAGCUGGCUUAUAGUUAUUUACCUCUAACCUGGUUGGCCUCUUUAGCACAUUACCUACAGCUGGGUCUGGUGGAAGCUGGACAGGUGCUCCCUGUGGCGGCCCGCACUGGCGCCUACUUCGUGUCGCAGCUGGGCUUCGUCAGCACGGCCUCGUGGCUCCAAACGGACGUGGCGGCGAAGCUGCCGAGCGUGUCCUUCGCGCCGGAGGUGGUGGCGUUUCUGCAGAGCGUCACGUUGAUCCUGGCUGCGGUCUUCAGCCUACAGAAGUUGAACAAGCUGGGAGGUGGAAAUGUACCCUAUCUUUGGAUCCAUCAGUUGGUCAUCCUGGCCCUGACCUGGGAAUUGUGGCAGAUCCUGUGAUUUCACGUGCGGAGAAUCUGAGGGCUUGAGCUGGUGGUUUCUAUGUAACCCCAGUCAUCCUCCCAUUGACUUUAGAUUUCAACCCAAAUGAGUUCAAAUGAGUCUGGUGGUCAAGUUUUAGAUGGCCAGCAGAAUUUGGUACUGCCAUUGACAGCAAGUCGGGAUGGCCAAAGGUGUACCUUGUUUUUUAGUUCAGAGUAUGUACAGUGGAUGAACAGUUACUGGCUUUGCUUCAUCUGGUGCUUGGUAGAAUUGCUGAUCUCAUUCUUUGGAGGUGAUUUUUUCCAAGGAACAGUGGAAGCAGAAGCUAAGAC